Molecule: messenger RNA, 2006 nt
Organism: Daldinia vernicosa
Lineage: Eukaryota; Fungi; Ascomycota; Sordariomycetes; Xylariales; Hypoxylaceae
Product: ENTH-domain-containing protein
Exons: 4
Coding region: 239-1969 (576 amino acids)
Biological process (GO): endocytosis; actin filament organization
Cellular component (GO): plasma membrane; clathrin vesicle coat; endosome
Molecular function (GO): clathrin binding; phospholipid binding
Source: RefSeq, a predicted model, not a curated record
AGCUGUCGACGGCUCUUGCAUUAGACAAGUCUGCGACGACGCUGGAUUUACAAUAAACGGUAACUGAGAGAUAAUCCGCCGGCUGGAUUGCGCUUUCGUCGCGCCGACUACUGAUCACUCUGCGAUCGUAUCAUCCCCAACAUUUCAACCCAUCACGCCACAGGGCUCGUCUUCGCCUCCUCCUGUUAUUAUUGCAUUCGCAUAGCCGGUUUCGUUCGUUUGGAGGAAUAUCGCCAAGAUGUCUAAGGUUAUGAGAAGUGUUAAAAAUGUCACCAAGGGUUACUCGAGUGUCCAGGUCAAAGUGCGCGAAGCGACGAGUAAUGACCCAUGGGGCCCGACCGGAACCCAGAUGAGCGAGAUCGCUCAUCUCACAUUCAAUUCAUCGACCGAGUUCUAUGACAUCGUUGACAUGCUCGACAAGCGCCUAAACGACAAAGGCAAGAAUUGGAGGCACGUGUUGAAGGCUCUGAAAGUCUUGGAUUAUUGUCUUCACGAAGGGUCCGAGCUCAUCGUUACCUGGGCGCGGAAGAAUAUUUACAUCAUCAAAACCUUGCGCGAGUUUGUCUAUAUCGACGAAGAGGGCCGGGAUGUAGGACAAAAUGUCCGAGUUGCCGCGAAAGAGUUGACUGCUUUGAUUCUGGAUGAAGAGCGGCUGCGAGCCGAACGCAGCGAUCGGAAGACGUGGAAGUCCCGUGUUACUGGUAUCGAAGAAUUCGCGCCUGAGGGCGCCACGGUCCCACGAGCAAACCACCGACCUCACCGAAGACAUAGCGACGAGGAAGAGGAUGCCGAGUACAAGUUAGCAAUAGAAGCCAGCAAAUACCAAGAAGAAGAGGAUCGAAGGAAACGCGAAAGCCGCCAGGGACCUGAGGAUGAUGACGACUUGGCUAAGGCCAUUAAACUUAGCCAGGAAGAAGAUGAACGAAGAAGGCGAGAAUUGGAAGAAAGCAAUGCUAGUUCACUAUUCGACGAUGCUGGACCGAGCAACGCGCCUCAACCGACUGGUAUGAAUAUGGGAUACCAGCAAGGCAGCAAUGUUGAUUGGCUUGGAAACCCGAUCGACCAAAACCAGAUGAUGCAACCGCAGCCGACCGGAUACGUGAACAAUUCGUACACUGGGUACCCAGCGAAUGGCUACACGAAUGGCUUUAACAACGGUUUCAACCCUCAACCGACAGGUGUGUAUGACCCAUACGGUCAACAGCAGCAGCAGCAACAACAGUUUCAACAGCAGAUGCAGCAACAAAACACUCUCCAGCUUCCGGCGCAGCAAUUCCAAAUGCAGCCUACUGGAUACAAUCCUUACGGCCAGCAACCCCAGUUCCAGCCUCAGUUCCAACCUCAGCCUACUGCUUCUCCAGAGCCAGUCGUCCAGCCUGGAAGCAACAACCCAUGGGCUUCUAACAACAACCAAGCGGCACUCAAGCCGAUGCCCACCGGGUCGAAUAAUCCCUUCGCUAGCGGUUUUGGACGACAGCAGCAGCAAUCCCAGGCCCCGGCAAUCCCUACUCUAAGCAGCUUGCAGAGUCUUCCUGAGCAGAAGUCGCUCCAGGGAUUCACUCCGUCUCCCCAACCCCAACCCCAACCCCAGCCGUCCUUUCAAACACAGCAGCCUCAGAAGCAGCUUAGUGAACAUGAACGAAAGCUUAACGCCCUUCUUGCUAGCGGCGACGGUAUGGACACAUUUGGAAAUACUGGUGAUCUUCGUAUUCCUUCCCAGCAUACAGCACCUGGUACCUUUGUCAAUUCGGCUGGUGCAGGCGCGAACAGGCUCACGGCCGAGGCUACGGGCAACAAUCCAUUCCUUCGGCAACAGUUCACCGGCAUGCCAACGGUAUCUUACGGCGCACCGCAGAUGCCUGCGGCUACUGGACCGGCUGGUAUGAAUGGAUACGGCGGGGCGAGCAACCCGUUCGCGGCACGGCCGCAACAGAAUAACAACCAGGGGCAAGACCUCAUCCAGUUCUAGAAUUUCUCUUUGCGAGGGCGUUCGCGAUGCAGAUCGC